CAGGUAUUCCAUCAAGACAAUGGUUGGCCAUUUCCAAGAUAUUACGGUGCUUGUGGACGUAUGGUUGUGGAACAGUAUGUCGGGAAAUCAUUAGGAGAUUACUAUCUUUCACCUUGGAGGACCAGGGUUGGACUUGCUUACCAGCUAUUCCAAAUAGCAGACCUGCUGACCAACAACAAGGGGAACUGGUCACUCUACUGGACAGAUGUCAGCUAUGAUAAUAUUGCAGUUGACCCUGAUGGCAGGGUAGUGGUGGUAGAUCUGGAGAAUAUCAUAGUGGUGGACAAACUGAAAAUUAUACAAGAUCGACCACCAGAGUGGGACACAGUGCUAACAAGCACCUUUGAUGAAUGCAUUCCAAAUCACAACUGUCUUUCCUUCUCACCAGACAACCUUUGCACGCGUCUGGUGGCAGACCACAAUUACUAUGCAGUGUGUCGUGGCAUUUUAUCCAGCUACGCCGAUGACGAAGGCCACCCUGGGGGGCUUCUUCACAGCAUGCCAGAUAUCAUUAAAACCACUUGGGGACUGGACAAAUUAUUAGAUGAAUGCGCAAAACCAUCCUCUGAACAAACUAGCAGGUUAAAGAUUAAAGAUCAGCUCCUCACAGUGCUUGCUGAAUUAGCUGGAGUAAAUGGUUGAGAAUUUGUGUAUGGUUAAAAUGGUUUACAAUAUUAUUUAUGUAGAGAAUAUUCAUAUACCAGGAAAAGCGAGUGAACCUUUUUUGCUGCAAUGGUUUGACUAAGCAAUAUGUAUAUUUGAAUAAUUUAUAAAAAUGCUUUUUAUUGAA
This is a messenger RNA of Lingula anatina, 790 nucleotides long. Its product is annotated as divergent protein kinase domain 2A. NCBI's taxonomy places the organism in Eukaryota, Metazoa, Brachiopoda, Lingulata, Lingulida, Lingulidae. The record is from RefSeq and is a predicted model, not a curated record.